Limulus polyphemus (Atlantic horseshoe crab) is the source of this 2882-nucleotide messenger RNA. RefSeq names its product chorion peroxidase-like. The record is from RefSeq and is a predicted model, not a curated record. Bases 191 to 2623 code for a protein of 810 amino acids. NCBI's taxonomy places the organism in Eukaryota, Metazoa, Arthropoda, Merostomata, Xiphosura, Limulidae. Gene Ontology annotation, molecular function: peroxidase activity; heme binding. Gene Ontology annotation, biological process: response to oxidative stress. The transcript is spliced from 17 exons.
GCACGCUUGGUAGUGGUUGUUAUUAAGCCACGACCAUUAUAGCUUUCUUGAGAGACGCCAGCACGGAUCAAACAGAAAGUUACUAACUGAUGUUGGUUGCACUGAUAUUGAGGACUAUUCAAGUUAUUGAAUUAGCGGUUAACAGUUUUUAAACUAGGAGGAAUCUCUAAUUAUUAACAAGGAAUCAAAAAUGAAGAUAACGUUUGCAAGUGUCAUUUUCAUUCUUUACCUGGCUUUUACGAUCACUCUUCAAAGAGAAACAAAACGAGCAAAACGACAACUUGAAGGUUUGCCGUUCGAUCCUUCAGCCUUCUUUCCUGGUCAGUUUGGACCGAGUAUUGAAACACCAUGUACGACUCCUGAUGGUGGUCAAGGAGUAUGCAAAGUUCCCAGUGCCUGUUUGUUCUCAUUCGACAGUAUAGAAGACAUACAAGGUUCUACGUGUUCUUUGGGCAACAUUGGUAUCGGCACCUGUUGCCCAAGCCAAUCUGAUGGAAUUAUACCAUCAAUUCCGUUUCGGAUUCCGUCUUUGGACUUUCCUGUGCAGGUUAACAUUCCACAGAUCACCGGUAAUGAUCUGAAUAACGCUGGUGCGGCUGGACAAGCAGCUCUAACGUCAUUGCAAGCUUUAGAACAAGAGCUCAAACAACUAGGUUUGGUUACACAGAGAGGAACUUCAACUUUCAUGCACCAAGCGUUUUUCGGAACAAAAUCUCUCACUCAAAAGCUAGGAAGAGACGGAUUUGUUGGUUUGAGAGCGUCUCAAGAUUUGGCCAAAACUUUCGAACUGGACGUAAUACAAGGAAGCAACGGACUCUCUGGCUUCAGUUUGCAGGAUACAGUAGCAAGCUCAGUUUGUCCUGGUGUACCUACUUGUCCAUCGACAAAAUACCGUGCCAUAGAUGGUAGAUGUAAUAACCUAUACAAUCCCACCUGGGGCAAGUCCUUUACUGCUUUCGUCCGUUUGUUGCAUCCAAAUUAUGCUGAUGGUCUUGACCAACCAAGAAUAGCUUCUGAUGGUGGACCUCUUCCAAGCGCACGAGCUGUAUCCUCUUUAGCAACACCUGACGCAAACGUGCCUCACAGAACUUUUACCUUACUCAUUAUGCAAUUUGCGCAGUUUUUAGAUCACGAUGUAACCCUUAUUGGUUUGACAAGAGCAAGAGACGGUAGUGGUAUAGUGUGCUGCAGAGAAGAGAUUCUGAGAAACCCUAGACUCCGUCAUCCAGCUUGCUUCGAGAUCGCCAUUUCCAGAACCGAUCGCUUCUACUCACGCUAUGGUGAGACGUGCAUGGAAUUUGUUAGAUCGCUUCCAGCACCACGUCCACGUUGUUCAUUCGGUCCACGCGAACAACUAAACCAGAUUACGGCUUUUAUUGAUGCAUCCAACGUCUACGGGUCUACAGAAGAAGAAGAGAAAGAACUUAGAAGUUUCAGUGAUGGACAAAUGAAAGUUUUACGUAUAGGAAAUUCUGACCUCUUACCUACAGAAAACGACCAAAACGCCGAGUGUCAGAUGUCUCAGGGCAACAAUAACUUUUUCUGCUUUAAAGCAGGUGAUGAGCGUGUUAACGAGCAAAUUAACUUAGCUCUUCUCCACACCAUUUGGAUGAGAGAACAUAACAGAGUAGCGAGAUUGUUGGCUUAUUACAACCCAGGAUGGAAUGAUGAGAUUCUUUACCAAGAAGCUCGACGUGUUGUGGGCGCAGAGAUGCAACACAUAGUCUUCAACGAAUUAUUACCAUUAAUGUUAGGCAAACCCGUAAUGGAAGCGUUCGAUUUGUUGCUAAAACCAUCUGGAUUCAGCAAUAGUUACAAUUCACAAAUCAACCCUGGUAUUGCUAAUUCCUUUGCUGCAGCAGCCUAUCGAUAUGGUCAUACUCUUGUACAGGGCAUACUGAAUCUCUUCGAUAAAAGUAAUACACUAGUGGACAGAGUACCCCUUUCUAAUGCUUUCUUCAACCCUGAACUUCUUCCUCUGCGUGGAAAUCUGGAUUCAUUUUUGCGAGGUUUAGUCAGACAGCCUUCUCAAAAGUUUGAUUCAUUUGUCUCUGAUCAGCUAACUAAUCACCUUUUCCAACCUCAUGGUAAAGAUUUCGGAAUGGAUCUUGUUGCUUUAAACAUUCAACGUGGUCGGGAUCAUGGACUUCCAGGUUAUAAUGCUUGGAGAGAACACUGUGGACUACCAAAGGCUCAAACAUUUAGAGAUCUAGUACAAUGGAUGAAUCCAAAUUCGGCUGAAGCUUUUAGCAACCUUUACAGAAACGUCGACGAUAUAGACUUAUUCCCAGCUGGUAUUCCCGAAAAUUCUCUUCCUGGCGCCACCUUAGGGCCUACUUUUGCGUGUAUUGUGGCUGAUCAGUUUCGGAGAUUGAAGCUAGGAGAUCGGUUCUGGUUCGAAAACGGUGGUUUGGAGUCGUCCUUUACCGAAGCUCAGCUAACGGAAAUUAGAAAAUCCAGUCUCGCUCGAAUCAUUUGUGACAACAGUGAUAUGUUCCAGAGAAUGCAACCACUAGCAUUUUUGCAACCCAGAGAUCCCUGGAACCCCCUGGUGUCAUGUAACAGUACCUUGAUUCCACGACUCAAUUUCGAGCAGUGGCGUAACGAACCAGUUUGGGCAUAAGUAACGAGAUGGAGUUUCGAGAUUUGAUAACAAAAUUAACGUUAAGUUUCUUGUAAUUUUGAUUUCAUUCUGUAGAUUCCGAACAUUAACAAUUUUCAGUUAUUAUUGAAUUGUUUUGAAAUCGUUAAUUAAUCUUGUUUUUCUCGUAAUGGUGUGGUAAAUGAGCUAAGUGUAAAAUCUUUAUAUAAAUAUAUUUCUUUUUCCUUGAAAAAUAUAUGUUCUUGUUUACUUAGAAUAAAGAAAUAAUAUUCAAAUUUAA